This is a messenger RNA of Ostreococcus tauri, 510 nucleotides long. RefSeq names its product unnamed product. The coding region runs from base 1 to 510 and encodes 169 amino acids. The record is from RefSeq and is a predicted model, not a curated record. NCBI's taxonomy places the organism in Eukaryota, Viridiplantae, Chlorophyta, Mamiellophyceae, Mamiellales, Bathycoccaceae. The transcript has a single exon.
AUGGCGACGACAGCGCGCGCGAUGGGGCCGACGGCGCGCGCGCGGGGGCGUGCGACGCUCGGACGCGCGCGCGGACGUUCGGCGCGCCCGCGCGUGGACGCGCGCGCGGUGGACGCGGCGGUGGCGCUCGCGGUGGCGCAGCAAGACGUCGCGUUCGCGGCGUGCGCGCUCGGUGAGGCGCUGGUGACGCGAGAGAACACCGCGACGGGUACGCCGGGACGACCGAACUUGAUGGUCGUCGGACCGGCGUGUGGGACGCUCGUGGGGGCGUUCGCGUUGAUUCAGAGCGACGACGGGACGGCGACGCCGGCGGGACUGGCGAUCGCGGCGGCGGCGUCGGGGGCGCUCUUGGUGCAGUACGCCAAGCGUUUCGAUGACACCCCGAGGGCGCCGUUGGAGUGGCCGGGACCGAGAUUGUACCCGACGCUCGGGGUGAUGUUUUCGUUGUUCGCGUUGCUCGCGAACGCGGAGGCGCUGCCGCGGAUCCUGAACCCGCUCGCGGUGGGAUAG